ACUGAAACUCUGCAUAUGAACAUUACGGAUUACAACAUGACGCUUGACCCCUAUGGGAGAUUUGUUCUCGAAUUCCCUAUCGAGUUUUAUCCCCUCUAAUCUUGCAGGGCUGUGUACUCUACCAGUACUUGCAUAUGGUUUGACAACCAUUUUACGCGGUGUGACAUGGUUUCUGCAAGCUCGCGAUUUCUCCGUGAUACAUGUGGAGAUUACUACUCCUUGGGACCUGUGUAAUAGCCCAGACAAUCAUUGUGUGCAAGAUACCUGGUUCUCAGGGAGAUUCUGAAGGCGCAGAGGACCGACCCGAAAUAAUCUGCGGUUCCUCACGACAAGGCGGACUGUUCAAGUUGACCAUGACUUACUAUGCACCUUCCUCGCUCAUCAAGUCGAUGUGUUGGGCUUCCUUUGGUUAUCUUGCCCGUUGUGUUCAGCCAGGCCAACGCCAAGUCUCAAGGGGCCUGUCAUUGAAGAGCAGCAGCCCACGUGCGUCCAAAAGCCACUAUCGCCAAGCAGGAGCAACACGUACAGAUGGGAAUGUAACCUGCCCGAUCCUGUGGUUACAGAGUUACGUACCUGCAUUUUAUAAUGCCUACGACGAUGGGAACUUGGGUAUUUCCUGGGAAAGCACGAUGGUAUAUGUAAGAUGCCUGACUCGUCACGAAGGUGAUGGAAAAGAAGUCAGACUUGAUGAUGAUCAAUUGAUUGAUGAUCCGGGAGAAGAACUCCCGGGAUCUAGACACUCCGUGUCUGACUAGCCGAAUAUAUCCUGGAGGACAAGCACCUGCCUGUCAUGCUGCCUGAC
Molecule: messenger RNA, 802 nt
Organism: Neurospora tetraspora
Lineage: Eukaryota; Fungi; Ascomycota; Sordariomycetes; Sordariales; Sordariaceae
Exons: 1
Coding region: 201-755 (184 amino acids)
Source: RefSeq, a predicted model, not a curated record